Messenger RNA from Plectropomus leopardus (leopard coralgrouper), 439 nucleotides. Lineage: Eukaryota; Metazoa; Chordata; Actinopteri; Perciformes; Serranidae. The record is from RefSeq and is a predicted model, not a curated record.
GUGGUGGUGCGUCUCUCGGACGAGCUGCUGUCUCAGGCCGUGAUGGUGGUGGAGAGCUGUCGUCCCACUCUGACCAUCAACCUGUCCGGAGCGCGGCAGCACUGGCUGGAGGGGAUGCUGCGCCAUGAGAUCGGCACACACUACCUGCGAGGGGUCAACAACAACCUGCAGCCGUGGUCGACCAGCGAGGGCAGGAAGCAGUUCGGCCUGAAACCGGCCAAUCCCACGGAGGAGGGCCUGGCCAGCCUGCACAGCGUGUUGCUACGGAAACAGCCGUACCUGUGGCGCGCGGCGCUGCUGUACUACACGGUGUACCACGCCAACAGCAUGAGCUUCAGCCGCCUCUUCAGCCACAUCGCCCGCUUCGUCCAGGACCCCGACGUCCGCUGGGAGUACUGCCUGAGAGCCAAGAGGGGACAGACGGACACUUCGCAGCCCG